Fusarium keratoplasticum is the source of this 558-nucleotide messenger RNA. RefSeq names its product 2,5-diamino-6-ribosylamino-4(3H)-pyrimidinone 5'-phosphate reductase. Gene Ontology annotation, biological process: riboflavin biosynthetic process. Bases 1 to 558 code for a protein of 185 amino acids. The transcript has a single exon. The record is from RefSeq and is a predicted model, not a curated record. Gene Ontology annotation, molecular function: 5-amino-6-(5-phosphoribosylamino)uracil reductase activity. Lineage: Eukaryota; Fungi; Ascomycota; Sordariomycetes; Hypocreales; Nectriaceae.
AUGCCCCAGCUUCGUUACAACGUGGCGACCAGCCUCGAUGGCUACAUAGCCUCGCCGGACGGCUCAGCUGAUUGGAUUGUCGACGAUCCAACGAUUGACUUCAAAGCACUUUAUGGAGAAUUCAACUUCUUUGUCAUGGGUCGAAAGACGUACGAAACUAUGCUGUCGCUGGGAGGACCGACUGAAAACCCUCUGUCCAACCGGCCGAAGGAGAGUGUCAUAGUGGCGAGCCAAUCUUUGAAGCCAGAAGAUUUCCCCGAUAUCACUAUCUUAUCGACGAAUGUGCUGGAAUUCAUUCGCCAGUUGAAGUUGGGAACCGGGAAGGAUAUAUGGCUUAUGGGAGGUAGCAAUCUUGCAACUCAGUGUAUGCGUGCCGGCUUGAUUGACACAGUCGAGGCAGCAGUCAUGCCCGUGGUAUUGGGGGACGGCAUCAAGUUGAUGGAGGCAAUUGACUCUACUGAGAAUCUGCCUGUCAGACUCAACUUACUGGGAAGUGAACCGUUGGAGAGUGGAAUCAUCAUGACCAGAUACGCAGUCAUGCAGGGACCGUGCAAAUAA